Messenger RNA from Closterium sp. NIES-67, 1749 nucleotides. Lineage: Eukaryota; Viridiplantae; Streptophyta; Zygnematophyceae; Desmidiales; Closteriaceae. The record is from the annotation of a GenBank genome assembly.
UUUGGGGGGAGGGAGGGAGUCUGGUAGGGUGGCAGGUGGCUGAAGGAGGGGUAACACAGAGACUUACAAGAAGGGAUAUUCCGUUGGAUUACAGUCAUCCUCAGUUUGAUCUCGGUAGUCUCUUGGGCUUGAUCACAGAUUGUCCUGGCUUCCGCAAUGGCCUCUGCUAUCCUGGUCGUGACUCUGGUUGUUUGGUGCUGUCUGGCCAGCACGGCUCACGCAGAUCUGGGUUACGCUCCUACGGACUUGGCCAACGAAGUCUCUCUGCAGGCCCUGUUCGAGCGAUGGUCCGUGAAGCAUGGCAAGGUUUUCGGUGUUGCUGAGAAGGAGUCUCGCUUUCGCACGUUCGUCGAUAACUUGCACUUCGUGCACAACCUGAACUCGCAGGGCAAGAAGUUUACACUUGCUCUCAAUGAGUUCGCUCAUCUGUCACACGAGGAGUUCAAGUCGACGCGCCUGGGCUUCCGUAAGGACAUGGAUUCUCGCAGCGACAGACCUCUUCGCGGAAGCUUCAUGCACGCUGACGUCAAGGCGCCGGAGGAAGUCGACUGGCGAAAGGAGGGAGCGGUGACUGAAGUGAAGAAUCAGGGCCAAUGCGGGAGUUGCUGGGCUUUCUCAACCACUGGAGCCGUUGAAGGCAUUAACAAGAUUGUGACUGGCGAGUUGAUCUCGCUGUCGGAGCAGGAGCUGGUUGACUGCGACACGAAGAAGGAUCAGGGAUGCGGUGGUGGACUCAUGGACUUCGCGUUCGAGUUCAUCAUUAAGAACGGCGGCCUUGACACGGAAGAGGAUUAUCCGUACGACGCAACCGCGCACAAGUGCAACAGGGAGAAGAUGAACACCCACGUUGUCACGAUCGACGACUACGAAGACGUUCCGUCCAACAGCGAGGCCGGCCUCAAGAAGGCUCUUGCUGUGCAGCCCGUUUCCGUCGCGAUCGAGGCGGAUCGCCGUGAAUUCCAGUUCUAUUCGGGUGGUAUUUUCGAUGGUGAGUGCGGCACAGAUCUGGACCAUGGCGUCCUGGCCGUCGGAUACGGCACAGAGAACGGAACGGACUACUGGAUUGUGAAGAACUCCUGGGGUCCUCGCUGGGGUGACCACGGCUUCAUCAGGCUGGUCAGGAAUGUCGCUGCUGAGGAGGGCCAGUGCGGUAUCGCCAUGCAGGCGUCCUAUCCCAUCAAGAAGGGACCCAACCCUCCUCCCGGUCCUCAUCCUCCUCCCACACCUCCUCCCUCGCCUGAGGUGUGUGACCGCAAGCACGAGUGCCCUCAUGGCACCACCUGCUGCUGCGGACUGCCUCUUGGGAAGGUGUGCCUGUCGUGGGGAUGCUGCCCCAUGGAGCACGCCACCUGCUGUGACGACCAUCACCACUGCUGCCCUCAGCAGUAUCCCGUCUGCCGCACUGACAUUGGCAUCUGCACAAUGAGCCCCAAUAUGGAGUUUGGAGUGCCCCUGCUCACUCGCUCCAAGGCCCAGUUCCGCUGGCCGUUCCUCCGUGAUGUGCUGGGGCGCAAGGCAGGACAGGAGGAGGAGAACGCCUCCUAGAAGGCUUGUUGCGGGCAAGGCGCUUCUAGGAAGCUGCCUGUCCUUAGUCGUUGGCAUACUCCAUCCCAACCCAACACUUGAUUAUGACUCUUUGGGGUCCCCAUUGUCGAGGGUGUUGCUAGUAGAUCAUAACCACUUUCUGAUACUGUAGCCUCGUUUAUUACAUUACUUGUACAUUUUGGUUUCACAACAUCAAGCAGAAGA